AUGGUGAAAUUCAGUAGAAAGUUAAAAAAAUUGAAACAAGUAUUGAAGAAGUGGAAUAAGGAGGUCUUCGGUAAAGUGGAAGUAGAUCUUAAAGUCAUUGAAGAGGAGCUUCUUGAGUUGGAGAAUAAUGUUCAGCAAAAUUAUAUUCAAGAAAUGGAAGUUGAGCUUUUGAGAUGCAAGCAAAAGCAUAUCCAAUAUUUGCAUAGAGAGGAGAUUAUGGGGUGUCAAAAAUCCAGAGUUAAGUGGAUUUGUGAAGGUGAUGAUAACACGGCUUUCUUUCAUGCCUCUCUUAGAUGUAAAAAGAAAUUUAAGACUUUAGAGAGUAUGAUUCUCGAAGAUGGUAGUGUUUUUGAUUCCGGUGAAGCAGUCCUUGAGGAGGCUAUUGAUUUCUUCCAGCAGCAGUUAACCACGUCGCCAGUGUCUUUUGAGGAGCCUGGUAUGAAUCUCAUAACUUCUAUUAUUACUGAGGCUGAUAAUCGGUUUCUUUGUAGAGUUCCAGAUUUGAUGGAGGUUAAAGAGGCGCUUUGGUUGAUCCCACAAGAUAGUAGUCUGGGACCUGAUGGUUUUUUUACUAGUUUUUUCCAUCAUGCCUGGGAUAUUAUCAAAGAAGAUUUAUUGAUGUUGGUGAUUGAAUUCUUUGAGGGGAAGCCUUUAACCACUUUCUUUGGUGCUACCAAUAUUGUGUUGAUACCGAAAGUGGAUGAACCAAGGGGUUUUUCGUAA
This is a messenger RNA of Carya illinoinensis, 723 nucleotides long. RefSeq lists its product as uncharacterized. NCBI's taxonomy places the organism in Eukaryota, Viridiplantae, Streptophyta, Magnoliopsida, Fagales, Juglandaceae. The record is from RefSeq and is a predicted model, not a curated record. Bases 1 to 723 code for a protein of 240 amino acids. The transcript has a single exon.